Molecule: messenger RNA, 1869 nt
Organism: Puma concolor (puma)
Lineage: Eukaryota; Metazoa; Chordata; Mammalia; Carnivora; Felidae
Source: RefSeq, a predicted model, not a curated record
AUGGCAUGGUCUCCGAACGCGACUGGUCGAGACUCGGCGGACCGGACCGGACCAGGACCCACGGGCGGCCUCGGGACGCGCUGCCCUGCGGACCUCGGUGUGCUGGGAGGCCGACGGAGGGCGAGCUGCAGGGAGGGCGGAGGGUCUGCAGGUUCUGGGUCCGCGGACCAGUACUGGGGCUCGAGAGGGCGGACGCCGGGAGGGACCGGGCGCGCGGGCUGGCUUCAGUGUGCCGCGCCGCCGUCCCGGCCGCAGUGUUAUCGCGGGCCGCCUUCCCGGUGGCUUGUUCGCCGAAGAAAGCGCCUGUCUUCGCAGUCGACCCCCUCGCCGGAGCCCAGCGUGGCUUUGUAUGGGCUCUGGCUUAUUUUCAGGCGCCCGCGGUGCACGCUCCAGGCUGUUGCACAACUUCGCGCGCCAGGAACUGCGAACUCCGGCCAGGCUGGCUCCUGCGCCCUCCGCCCUGGCCCCCGGUGCCAUGCUCCUGCCGCCCCCCACAAGGGCGCAGCUGCCACCGCCGCCGGGGAGAGCGGGGCCCGAGCGCUGCAAGACCGCGCCCCGUCCUCCCGGCGGCUCCCGACUGGCGCGCAGACAGGAGGUGCCCGAAGCGGCGUCUGGGCUCUGCUGGGCGGGGGUGCGGGAGGCGCCCUCCCAUCCCCUAGUGUCACUGCCCCCGAUAGCAGCUCUGCCAACUGGGGGAGCACAGCGCGAGCCAGGAGCAGGCGGGGAGGGAGACCAGGCCUCAGGCCCCUCUCUGCAGCCCCAGCCCGGCCUCUUGACGGAAGGAAUGAGUCAUCUCAGCGAUCUGAGCCUCAGGCCACUCUUCUCCAAGUCUACAGGCCUGCAGCUGAAAACUCCAAAGUUGCUCUGCACAUAGCUGAGGCUGAACCAGGAAGCAGGAAGCUUGGUGCCCUGGACGAUUAUUGCAACAAGGAAGUAUACGAUAAGGAGAAUCUUUUCAACAGCCUGAACUAUGAUGUUGCAGCCAAGAAGAGAAAGAAGGACAUGCUGAAUAGCAAAACCAAAACCCAGUAUUUCCACCAAGAAAAAUGGAUUUAUGUUCACAAAGGAAGUACUAAAGAGCGCCAUGGAUAUUGCACUCUGGGGGAAGCUUUCAACAGGCUGGACUUCUCAACUGCCAUUCUGGACUCCAGAAGAUUUAACUACGUCGUACGGCUGUUGGAACUGAUAGCAAAGUCACAGCUCACAUCCUUGAGUGGCAUCGCCCAAAAGAACUUCAUGAACAUUUUGGAAAAAGUGGUACUGAAAGUCCUCGAAGACCAGCAAAACAUAAGGCUAAUAAGGGAACUACUCCAGACCCUCUACACGUCCUUAUGUACGCUGGUCCAGAGAGUCGGCAAGUCUGUGCUGGUCGGGAACAUCAACAUGUGGGUGUACCGGAUGGAGACCAUUCUCCACUGGCAGCAGCAGCUGAACAGUAUCCAAAUCACCAGGCCUGCCUUCAAGGGCCUCACCUUCACCGACCUGCCUUUAUGCUUACAACUGAACAUCAUGCAGAGGCUGAGUGACGGGCGGGACCUGGUCAGCCUGGGCCAGGUGGCUCCUGACCUGCACGUGCUCAGUGAGGACCGUCUGCUGUGGAAAAAGCUCUGCCAAUACCACUUCUCUGAGCGGCAGAUCCGCAAGCGAUUAAUUUUGUCAGACAAAGGACAGCUGGAUUGGAAGAAGAUGUAUUUUAAACUUGUGCGAUGUUACCCACGGAAAGAGCAGUAUGGAGACACCCUUCAGCUUUGCAGACACUGUCACAUUCUCUCCUGGAAGGGCACUGACCACCCGUGCACAGCCAAUAACCCAGAGAGCUGCUCCGUUUCCCUUUCACCCCAGGACUUUAUCAACUUGUUCAAGUUCUGA